AUGGAUUCUCAGAUCUAUGGCGUCCCCAAUCUCCUCAUCCUCCUCACCGCCGCUGCUCUCCUCAUCUCCGCCGCCGCAUUGCCGGAAAACGCCACAUCCAAGCCGUCCUCCGCCGCCGCCAUAAACUCCAACUCCAUACUCGUCGCCCUCCUCGACUCCCGCUACACGGAGCUCGCCGAGCUCGUCGAGAAGGCCCUCCUCCUGGAGACCCUCGAGCGGGCCGUGUCGGAGCACAAUAUUACCAUUUUCGCCCCUCAAAACGAGGCCCUCGACCGGGAUCUCGACCCGGAGUUCAAGCGGUUCCUCCUGGAGCCCCGCAACCUGCGCUCCCUCCAGAACCUCCUCCUCUUCCACAUGAUCCCCACCCGCCUCGAGGCCCGCCGCUGGCCCGCCGACCCGACCCGAAAACCCCUCCGCCACGCCAGCCUCUGCCCCGACGCAGCCGCCGAGAAGAUCCCCGUUUCCGCCGGGACAGUCGGCCCGGCCCGGAUCAUCCGUCCCGACGACGUCUCCCGUCCCGACGGCGUCAUCCACGGGAUCGAGCGCCUCCUCGUCCCCCGCGCCGUCCAGCACGACUUCAACGCUCGCCGCAGCCUCCGCGCCACCUCCGCCGUCAUCCCGGAGGGCGCCCCGGAGGUCGACCCGCGCACCCACCGCCUCAAGAAACUCUCCGCACCCGUCCCCGCCGGCUCUCCCCCGGCCCUCCCCAUCUUCGACGCCAUGGCCCCCGGCCCAUCCCUCGCGCCGGCGCCGGCCCCUGGACCCGGCGGGGCCCACCACCACUUCGACGGCGCGGCCCAGGUGAAGGACUUCAUCCAGACACUGCUGCAUUACGGCGGGUACAACGAGCUGGCCGACAUCCUCGUCAACCUCACUUCACUAGCCUCGGAGAUGGGGAAACUCGUUUCCGAGGGCUACGUCCUGACGGUGCUCGCGCCCAACGACGAGGCGAUGGCGAAGCUGACGACGGACCAGCUGAGCGACGGAGGGGCGCCGGAGAAUAUCAUCUACUACCAUAUAAUCCCGGAGUACCAGACGGAGGAGAGCAUGUACAACGCCGUCCGGAGGUUCGGGACGGUGAACUACGACACCCUCAGGAUUCCGCACAAGGUGGCGGCGGUAGAGGCAGACGGGUCGGUCCAAUUCGGAUCCAACGGGUCUCCCGCUUAUCUGCUGGAUCCGGACAUCUACACUGACGGCAGGAUCUCAGUGCAGGGGAUCGACAACGUUCUUUUACCGCCGGAGAGUACCAGCUCUCCGGCGAAAGCGUCGCCGGUCGCCGCCAAGAUUGUUGCCGGGCCCAGAAGAGGGAAAUUAUUGGAAAUGGCCUGCACAAUGCUUGGGGUUGUUGGACAAGACUCGCAUUUCUCUAGCUGUCAUUAA
Striga hermonthica is the source of this 1383-nucleotide messenger RNA. NCBI's taxonomy places the organism in Eukaryota, Viridiplantae, Streptophyta, Magnoliopsida, Lamiales, Orobanchaceae. The record is from the annotation of a GenBank genome assembly.